Molecule: messenger RNA, 1995 nt
Organism: Prorocentrum cordatum
Lineage: Eukaryota; Dinophyceae; Prorocentrales; Prorocentraceae
Source: the annotation of a GenBank genome assembly
AUGCUGAAGAACGAGGCGGACAAUUGGCUCACCUCAGCGGAGGCCAUCGAUUACGAGGACAACAAUGGGGAAAAUGGAGUCGCUGCCGCCGCCGCAGCGUUGUCGAGCCCGCCAGACGCCGAUGCGAGCUGGGCGGCCAUCGACCUUUAUGCGAGGGAUGGAGACAUGACCUGGCCCAUUGUGCUCAUCUCGUACAUCUACCUUCAGAAGAACAUGAGCACCAUGGACAGUCAGAAGGUCCAACUCCUCACAGCGUUCGUGGACAUGGUCCUGACCGAGGACGAGGGCCAGGCGUUGCUGCCGGACUACUCGUUCAAUGCGGUUCCGCAGGCCUGGGCGAACAGGUGGUUCAGCACAGUCAAAGCCAUGAUCAUUUUACCCUCGACGCCUGGGACGGAGUACAACAUGGAGGGAGACACCACGGUGCAGUGGGCGGGUAUGAGCGACACCUACAUCAGCAAGAAGCGUAGCUCGUACUCGCUGUGGAAGCUCAGCGAGAUCGACAUUGCCAUGACGGCUAUGGAGGCACGUGUGGCAGCACUGGAGACGACGCUCAACGAUUACGGCAUCGUGGCGCUCCACGGAAGCGGCACCACCAACCCGAAGAAUUGGUUCGCCAAGGCCAUGAAGUUGCUCGAGACGAGGGCGCGCGCGCCCCUCCACCUCACCUACCGCGCGGUCGGCAGCAGCACAGGCCAGGCGGAGUUCGUCGGCAACGCCGACAAUGGUUACCAGAGCUACAACCACUUUAGCGCAGGUGACAUCCCGAUGAGUGAGGACAACUAUCAGAAGCUCACGGCGGGCAAGGAGAUGGUCCACUUGCCAUUUGCGCUGGGAGCCAUCGGCAUUUUCCACAACGUCCCAGCGAGCGUUCGCGGCAACACCGACAUCCAGCUCACCGCAUGCCUCCUGGCCAGAGUUUUUAACGGUGACAUCACCACUUGGGACCAUCCAGAUAUCAAGGCGUUGAAUUCAAACCUGGACCCGCCAGCGAACCAAAAGAUCAUGGUCGGCCACCGCACGCUUGGGUCCAGCAGCACGGGCGGCAUCACUGGCUACCUCGACAAGAGUUGUCAAGCGUCUUGGCCGCGCGGUCAGGGAUCAACCAUCUCUUGGCCAGACACGGCGUCGGGGCACGACAACUUCUUUGCUGUUCAGGGCUCCCAGGGCAUGCAGACUCACAUCGAUGGCACAGAAUACUCGAUCGGCUACCUUGACGCCGGACACGGGCACGACCUCAACUUUGCGGAGAUCGCCCUGCAGAAUGCGGAUGGGUAUACUCGCACAUCCAAGGAGUCCCUUGCGGCAGACCCGAACGGCGUGGCCGCAGCAGGCAGCAAGGGCGUCUCAGAAGGCAGCUUUCCUGCAGACGCCAGCGCCGACUGGAGCGCGGCGAACAUCCUCAACAUGGACGGCUCAACGACGUGGCCUAUCACUCUUGUCAGCUACCUGUACGUCAAGAAGGAUCAGCAGAGCACGAAUCCGAAGACCGCGGCGGCCUUGAAGGCUUUCAUCGAGUUCAUCCUGGACGACCACGAUGGCCUCCUCGAGGAGUUCGGCUUCACGGCGCCGGACUCCGCGCUGAAGACCUUGGCCGCGACUGGGGCUGGUACCAUCGUGUGGCCGGCAGGCAUGGAGGAGUUUGUGUUCGAGGAGUCGACGGACACGUACGGCGGCAUGGGCACCAACGUCAUCAGCGCGAAGCGCACCUCCUACGACCUGUACGAGGGAGGUGUGCUCGAGGAUUCGCUGGCCGAGCUGCAGGCGGAGAUGGCCAGCGGCAGCCACUCGAGCAGCGCGGCGGCAGCCACCGAGGACAGCGACGGCGACCCUCUGCCCCUGGCUCUGUCCGUCCUCGCGCUCGUCCUCUCGCUCUGCUCGGGCCUUCCGGGCUGCCUCGCCCUCAAGCGCGCCUCGGGCCGCGGCCCCGAGGCGCGCGCCUUCGCCGCCGCCGCUCCGCCGGACGUGGUGGGCUCCCCGGCGAACCACGAGUGA